This is a messenger RNA of Parnassius apollo (apollo), 678 nucleotides long. The record is from the annotation of a GenBank genome assembly. NCBI's taxonomy places the organism in Eukaryota, Metazoa, Arthropoda, Insecta, Lepidoptera, Papilionidae.
AUGAUGGCGUGGUUAUAUAGUUGUGCCAUUUGGAUUUUGCUGAUACACAUAACAGCAUAUUGCAUUGAGGCAGCAAGAACUGGCCAUCACCCGUUUAGAAGAACGAGAGCCGCACCGAGAAAUGAACUAACAGCCAAUGAACAUAAUGGCGGCAUCCUAUUCCCAGGGUUAACGUCGAGAAGCGGAGCUUCCUUUAAACCAAAGAUUCCGAAGGAUUGCGAAAAUGUGGGCAUUUGUGACAACAUUCCUGAUUAUCCUAAAAACUACGUGUCACUAUUGUUAAAUCAGAUGACGAACACAAGUUUUACCAAAUUCAACGUGGACGUGAUAGAACCACAGAUUGCUCAAAGGAUAACACCUGGGGAGGAGAAUUUAGAGUUAUGCAGGUCUUCUGAAAAGCUUUACAAUCCUGAAGCGGCGAAGGAUAUCAACGAACAGUGGCAUUACAUUGUAAAUAAAGUACUUGAUGUACAGCAAACUUUCAGAGUUGAAAUUUGCGAGAGGCAAAACGAGCCGUGCAACUCGGUAGUGCAUUUCGCACAAGGGAACGAGGCGUCGUGUAAGCAAAAAUUUAUCCUACGUAAAAUGGUGGCACUCGACUACGAUGGUAAAUUAGUCGAGAAACCAUUUCUUAUCCCUAGUUGUUGUUCAUGUAUAUAUAGAGUGAUUGAAGUUUAA